Molecule: messenger RNA, 1516 nt
Organism: Thermothielavioides terrestris NRRL 8126
Lineage: Eukaryota; Fungi; Ascomycota; Sordariomycetes; Sordariales; Chaetomiaceae
Exons: 4
Coding region: 1-1455 (484 amino acids)
Cellular component (GO): mitochondrion
Molecular function (GO): protein-arginine omega-N symmetric methyltransferase activity
Source: RefSeq, a predicted model, not a curated record
AUGGACUCCCCAGUAGUCACGCGGUUGUUCCGACAACUGUUCCGACACCAUCCAACGUGCCAAUUGCGGCGGAACCUGGCGACGCUGGCGGCUGCGCUCCGCGAUCCGCAACUUCAAGACCACCGCCGCCCUCAACGCCGCUCGUAUGUUAGCCGCGGCCGCAGCGGGUCUGGGACCGGCACCCCCGAGAGCGAGAGCAAUUGGCAGCAGCGCAGCGAUGUCUUCCAACAGGACAUGUCGGAGGAGUUCCAGCGAUACCCCAUGGUCACCGCCAUGGACCUCCGCGGUCGAAAAGAGCGGCCGCGCAGGCAAGUUGUCAUCUUCACGCCAGGCGAGCCCUUCGACUUCCACUCCCUGUAUGAUGAGCUCGACUUCCACGCUCUGCUCUCCCGCCGCUACGUCGAGUUCGAGGACUCGCUCGAUGCCGUCUCCCCAUGUGAGACACGCCAACUCUGGUACACGCCCACGGAGCUCUUUCGCCCCUACUACGGCGAAGCAAUCGCACGCUAUCUCAUCGCCAACUACAAACUCACCACCUACCCUUACUAUGACCUGAUCAUCUACGAGAUGGGCGCCGGCCGUGGCACCCUCAUGCUCAACAUCCUGGACUACAUCCGCGACGUCGAUCCUGCCGUGUACGACCGGACAAAAUACAGGAUCAUUGAGAUCAGCACCCAGCUCGCCACCCUGCAGCAUUCACAGCUGAUGCAGUCCUCCGCCGCGCGCGGCCACGCGGACAAGGUGGAGAUCAUCAACCAGUCCAUCUUCGACUGGGUCCAGCCGGUGCCCUCGCCCUGCUUCUUCCUCGCCUUCGAGGUCUUCGACAACUUCGCCCACGACAUCCUCCGCUACGACAUCUCGACUCGGAAGCCGCUGCAAGGAAUAGUUUUGAUCGACGAAAACGGCGACUUCUACGAGUUUUACACGCCCCAGCUGGACCCUGUUGCGGCUCGCUACCUUCGCGUCCGGGACGUCGCCACCGACGGGCGGUACAAGGUCCCCUACCCAACCACCCGUCUUGGCCGCUGGCUCGCGGCGCAGAAACCGCUGGCGCCGAACCUCAGCGAUCCCGAAUACAUACCCACGCGGCUGAUGCAGUUCUUCGAAGUCCUGGGGCGGUACUUCCCUGCGCACCGCCUGCUCACCAGCGAUUUCCACUCACUGCCGGGUGCGAUCAAAGGCUUGAACGCCCCGAUCGUGCAAACGCGGUUCCAGAGGCAACCGGUGCCCGUGACCACGCCGUUGGUUCACCAGGGCUACUUCGAUAUCAUGUUCCCCACCAAUUUUCAAACGGCCGAGGCCACGUACCAGGCCAUCACCGGCAAACUGACCCGCGUGCUCACCCACGAGGAGUUCAUGCGCAGGUGGGCCUACGUCGAGGACACCGAGACGCGGAGCGGUGAAAACCCCCUGCUCACAUGGUACAAGAACGCCAGUGUGCUGUAUACUGUAUAACAAGCGUACAUACUCUCUACACAUCACAUCUUGUGUAAACAACACGAAUUGUACGAUGCCC